UUUGGUUCGAUAUGGUGGGUGGCUUAACCGUGAAUCCAAAGGGUGCAAAAACAGUCCAUGUUCGAACAACUGGGAAUGAUAAAAAUAGAUUUACCAUUGUCUUGACAUGUUUUGCAGACAGUAGGAAGCUCCCCCCUGUUAUUAUCUUUAAAGGAAAGACUUGGCCCAGUACCACCUCACCACCUUCAGCUGGUGUAGUAGUUUGGUUCCAAGAAAAAGGAUGGAUGGAUGAGUUAGGAAUGACACAUAUCACAGAUCGAGCUAAAGGUGAGUUGCGCUCAGGAAAUACUAACUUGGCUGUUAUUCUCGGGAUGGCAAACGGUGGCAAUGGUAUUACUAAGAAGAGAAACUUGAAGCGUGCUGAUCUGAAUAUGAUGUGUCACUGGGUUUUGAAUACGUGGAAAGAUGUUUCCGAAGACAUUAUCGGCCGAGCAUUUAAAAGUAUG
This is a messenger RNA of Scutellospora calospora, 446 nucleotides long. NCBI's taxonomy places the organism in Eukaryota, Fungi, Glomeromycota, Glomeromycetes, Diversisporales, Gigasporaceae. The record is from the annotation of a GenBank genome assembly.